Messenger RNA from Hyaloperonospora brassicae, 1434 nucleotides. The record is from the annotation of a GenBank genome assembly. NCBI's taxonomy places the organism in Eukaryota, Oomycota, Peronosporomycetes, Peronosporales, Peronosporaceae.
AUGCGUCACGACACGGGCGACACGGCGCUCUGGGACGCCGCCAGACGCUGCAACGUCGACGAGCUCCAGCAACUCGUGCGCCGCGUGGACGCCCCCGUGCGCGUAAACGAGCCGCACGCCGAGCGCGGGACGACGCCGCUCAUGGUGGCGGCCACGAAGAAGCGCGGGGCGGCCACUGUGCGGGCGCUCCUGGCGCUUGGCGCGGCGCCCAACGUCACGGACAGCGGCGCGCACCACAACACGGCGCUGCACUACGCGGCGUACCACAACCGCACGCAACCGCUCGAGCUGUUGCUGGCGGCCGGAGCCGAUCUCUUUGCGCUCAACGGCAGAGGGCACACGGCGCUGGACGUGGCGCGACUGCGCGGCCGACGGGAAGCCGCCGCCGCGCUCACGGCCCGUCUCGAGCUCUACAGCGGCUGGCUCCGCCUCCGGUCCAAGUCGCUCAUGGGGUUCUGGAAGCGCCGGUGGUGCGUCCUCAUUGCGUGCAACGCCAAGCGCUCGACGGCAGAGCUCUGUGUCUUCCGGUCGCCCACGCGCGUGCACCCGGAGGCGGUGCUGUGGCAGGACAGCAAAUCGACGCAGCAGUACGGCGUGCGGCCGGGCGACAAGGCACACGACUUCCACUUGGACACGCGCGUGGCCUACCAGAAGCUCCGCUGCCGCCGCUACAGUCGCUACAUCUCGUCAGGUCGGACGUACGUCCACAAGGCCAAUGUCCAGCCCCGGGAGUUUGUCUUUGCCUGUGAGUCGGCGGGCAGUCGCGCCGCGUGGCUGCGCGCGCUGGAGAACCGCCAGCGCGAAAGCGACUGCACGAACAUGACGUUCAGCUCGUCGUACAUGGGCUCUCCGCCUACGUCGAGCUCGAGAUCCCGGGGACCCGUUGUGUCGGACGGACCACUGCUGUUGACGGCGGUUGGACCGGCAGAAGACAGAAGCUAUCAACGGCUGGACACGGACAGCGACGGGAGGACUCAAGGAGCUCGGCCGCCACCAGUGCAAAGCUUUCGGGACUUUGACAUGGGCGCGCGCGCUUCGUGCAAUGGCGCGCGCCCCGCGCCGGUCCGAGACGCUCGAAGCUGUGGGACAACUGGUCAUGAGGGUGGUUGCAAUGGAGCCCGGUCGUUGCUGCGCCCUUCUGCGCCCAGGCUUAUCGAGGAGUGGGGCGAGGUGCCAGCCCCGCGUCUGUCACGCACGCAGAGGCGAACGUUCCCCGUGGCGAGAGUCGUCACGAUCAGUAGCGACCCAAACGCGCCCGAGCCAGUGGUGCGAGGGAGGUGCAUUGUCUGCUUUGAGAACUGCCGCGAUGCUGUGUGCAUUCCGUGUGGGCACGUGGCCGGUUGCUACGACUGCACGCGAGCGGUGACACAGGAGAGCAAUUCGUGUCCAGUGUGCCGCGCCCAUGUGGACGGCGUGGUGAGGAUCAAGGAGUGA